GAUCGAAAGCAACCAACUCCGAAGCUAGGUGCCGACCGUUGGCCCGGGACACAAUCCAACGCCACCACCGGACGCAAGGGAACGAGUUUUCKGUAGCGUCACGAAAGAACGGCAUCGCUACAAGCAAAAGCAAAAGCACAACCGCAAGCAAAAGCACAAGAAGCACAACAACCGCGGCAGACCCACCGGAGUUUCAUCACACCAACGACAACAAACGACAAACGACAAACAACAAACAACAAACACCGAGACMAGCAGACAGACAGACAGAGAGACAUUGCCAUGGCGCACGCCAAGAAAGAGUUCAUCAAGGAGAAUUGGUUGAUGGAAGAUUUUACGUUCUGCCAGGUCAUCGACGAAGACAAGGACGACCGCCCUUUCGAACAAGAACCACUCCUGGACCUGGAAGAAGGAGUCGGCAGCAGUAGCAGCAGCAGCAGCAGCAGCAAUCACAACGCGGGCACGGGUCCAAUCGAAGCCGAAGCCGAACUACAAACCGAACCCAUGCCCGUGAGGCGGAGGGGCCCCUCGGCACCACCCGUUUGGUCGCCCGUUGCGCCGCCCCUUCCGAAGCUCCCCGGGGGAACGGCCUUUCCCCCCGGCGCGAUGUGGUGCGGAGCCUGCGACGACGAGGCCGGCGAGACCUCCUCGGACACGGACUCCUUCUCCUCCCGCUCGGGGGCAACGACCAAGGGCGGAGCGCUCCCGACGGAAAACGGAAACGGGGGCGAGGACCGAGCCCUCCUGGAGACGGCCUUUCGGCUGGCCCCUGCCGAGAGGCGGGGAGACCUUUCCGCGGCCGGGGGCGAGACCUCCGAAGCGGCCUUGCGCAGGGCCUUCGAGAGCAGCUCGCUGGUGCUCCGGUCCCUCCUCUCGGCGAUCCCGGGGGUCCGGAGCGUGCGGGUGCCCCCCUCGGGGUCCGCCGAUCCCGACGAGAUUUUCGUCGGCCACGACGCAUCGGUCCACGCCGAAUCCAUGCGGCACGCGCUGGAAAAGGCGGGCUACUUUGCCUCGGUUCCGGUGACGAGGACGGUGGCUGCAACCGGAACUGCAACUGGAACUGCAACUGCCACGACCACCACGACCGCUGCUUCCAACGGGGAUGCAAGGGCGGCGACGGCUCCCGGCCGGGCCCUUACCAAAGCCGAGGAAUUCUGCUGGGUCCGGUCGUCCUUUGACGUGGAGGGCGUGUGCUGCGCCUCGGAAAUMCCCGCCAUUCGCAAGAUCGUCAAGCCGCUCAAGGGCGUCGCCGUGGUCAACGUCAACCUCACCACCAAGGUGGUCUACAUACAGCACAACUGCAAGGUCAUCCACGCCCCGGCCAUCGCCAAGACCCUCACCGGGCAGGGAUUCCCCGCCCGGAUCGUCCGGGACGGCGCAUCCUCGGUCCGGUUUGCGACCGGCAACAGGAACACCGGCGUCAACGUCAACAGCACAGGCAGCGGGACACACACCGAGAACGGCACGGCCUCCCCGAGCAACGACGCGGCCGUCGCCGAGUUCCUCGACCGGAUCGGGAAAUCGAACUACGUGGAAUCAACCCUCGCCCUCGGGGGGCUCACGAGGCGCCACCAGGUCCGGGCCAUCGAGACCGCCGUUUCCAAGGCCUUUCUCCGCUUCCAGGUCCGGGCGGUCUACCCGAGCGCGGUGUCCGAAACCAUCAAGGUCGAGCACGACCCGAACCUGGUGUCGGCCCGGGAAAUCAGGGACUUUUUGGAGGAGCACGCGGGCAACUCCAACCACCGCAAGAGGGACGGGUCCCCCCCCUUCCCGUUGGGGGCCAGGAUCUCUCUCGACGGGGGGGAGGCCGGCCUCUACCUGCCGUCCGAGGACGAGGACCCGAACGGGCCGGCCUCGCUCCCGGAGGGGGGCUGCCUGGCCCGGAUGAAGAGCCACCACGCCAACGUCUGGCUGAGCGGCGUCUUUUGGAUCCUGAGCAUGGUCGGCAUCCUUGGGACCAUGUGAGUUUGAGGGAGCCGUCUCGGCGCAGCUCCGGGUUGGGUUGGGUUGUGGGCUGGACAACACACCCUCCCACCGGAGCGCAAACCGACAUCCCGCACGCAAUUUGUUGGUUCGUUUGUUGAUUGGUUGGUUCGUUCGUUCGUUCGUUCGUUCGUUCUUUUUUUUUCGUUCACUCUUUCUCACCCCCGGUGUCCUCCUCGAUCGCUUCGUUUCGUGAUUGUUCCCAGGGAUCGAUUCAAGUACUUUGGCCUGGCCUCGGUGUUCUUCGGUCUGCCGCCCAUCCUGGUCAAGGCCUACCGAACCCUGAGACGACGCCAGUUCGAUGCCAACUGCAUGAUGGUGACGGCGGCCCUGGGCGCGCUGCUCCUGGGGGAAUUCGACGAGGCGGCCUCGGUCUCCUUUCUGUUUGCGGUGUCCGAGUUCCUGGAGGCCCGGGCCGCCCGGAAGGCCCGCAGGGCCCUCGGAGAGAUAUGUGCCCUGCGGCCGGACCACGCGAACGCCAUCCACCCGGUAUCGAAGGAAAUCGUCGUGGUCCCGGCCGACCGGCUGCCCCCCGGGUCCACGAUCUCGGUCCGGACCGGCGACAAGAUCGCGGCCGACGGGAUCGUCGUCGAGGGCAGCACGUCCGUCGACGAAUCCAGCCUGACGGGGGAGUCCACCCCGGUGCACAAGACCGUCGGGGACGAGGUGAGCGGGGGCACCAUCAACAUCGGCCAGACCCAGCUGGUGGUCAGGACCAAGACCACCGCGGAAGACUCGGCCGUGUCGAGGCUGAUCCGCCUCGUGGAAGAAGCCCAAUCGAACCGAUCGCCCACCGAGAUGAUGGUGGAUUCCUUCGCGCGGUCGUACACCCCCUUUGUGGUGGGCGCCGCGGCGAUCAUGUGCACGAUUCCGUGGUAUUUCGGAACGGAGACCGGCCGCAUGUGGACCCUGAGGGGGCUCAUCAUCGUCGUGAUUGCCUGCCCGUGCGCCCUUACCAUCAGCACGCCCGUGACGUACGCCGCCGGCCUCGCGGCCACGGCGAAGCGGGGGGUGAUCGUCAAGGGGGGCGCCAAGCUCGAGGCCAUGGGCAGCGUGGACCGCGUCGUCUUUGACAAGACCGGGACCCUGACCCGCGGGCAGUUCUCCGUGACCCACCUGGAGGUCGUCGGCAGGUCCAGGACGAGGCGGCAGAUGCUCGAGCUCCUCUCGCUGGUGCAGGACCGGGCCAGCCACCCGAUCGCGGCCUCUCUGGUGCGUGCAGCGAAGAGCGAGGGGGUGCGAACGCCGAAGCAGACGGCGGUCUCCGACCACAAGAUCCUAAAGGGAGAGGGAAUCACGGCCAGGGUCGACGGCAAGCUCCAGGUCUACGUGGGAAACCAGAGGCUUUUCGAGCGGCUGGGCAUGCUCCGCGGGCUCUCGUCCGAGGACAAGGACGCCAUCGAGGAGUGGGACGACACGGGGGGAACGGUGGGCUUCAUCGGCAUCGAGAACGACGGCAUCAUCGGGAUGUUCUGUGCGAAGGAUUCGGUUCGGGAGGAGGCCGGGGAUGCCCUGGACGAGCUCAAGGAAGCCCUGAUCGAGACGUACAUGUGCACCGGCGACAGCGAUACCACGGCGCGCGCGGUGUCGAAAGAGGUUGGAAUCCCCGGCCACCGGGUGCAGAGCCGGUUGCUCCCGGAAGACAAGCUCCGGUUCGUCGAGGGGCUGCGGCGGCCGGAACCCUCCAAGUUCGGGUUGUGCCGGAAGAAGAAGUACGUUCUCUUCUGCGGAGACGGGGUCAACGAUGCCCCCGCGCUCGCCGCGGUGGACAUUGGUGUUUCCAUGGGAGAGGGGGCCGCGAUGGCCCUGGAAAUGAGCGACGUCACGCUGAUGGAUUCCAACCUGACGAAACUCCCGUACGUCAUCAAGAUGGGACAGCGGGUUCUGAAAACCGUGAAGGAAAACAUUGUCAUUAGCUUCGCGGCAAAAUUCGCGGUCGUCUCCCUAACGCUCGCGGGCAAGAUGACCCUGCUCUACGCCAUUGCUUCCGACGUGGGCAUCAUGCUCCUGGUCACGCUGAACGGAAUGAAGCUACUGCCGAACGAUCGCUUCGAUCUCGUGCCACCAAAGCAGAGCCGGAGGAGAGGCGGGACGAUCGCGAGCAGACUCGCCAAACUGAAGGGCCUCGGGAAGAACGCCGGCUUUGAACUGGUAAGCAUGAACAACACCGACGACGAGCCACCGGAGGACCUCCGGGUGGCGGGAAUCGUAUAGUAAAAAACACGAAACACGCAC
Pseudo-nitzschia multistriata is the source of this 4218-nucleotide messenger RNA. Lineage: Eukaryota; Bacillariophyta; Bacillariophyceae; Bacillariales; Bacillariaceae. The record is from the annotation of a GenBank genome assembly.